AUGGAGGCGAUCGCCAGUCAGCUGGGUACUGGGAGAGAAGGAAGCUCCUCCCCGAACUCCAAGCAAGAGCUGCAGCCCUACGCGGGCGCCAGCCCCCUCAAACCCAACCAAGUGGGGGAGACCUCGCUGUACGGGGUGCCCAUCGUGUCGCUGGUGAUCGACGGCCAGGAGCGGCUGUGCCUGGCGCAGAUCUCCAACACCCUGCUGAAGAACUACAGCUACAAUGAGAUCCACAACCGGCGGGUGGCGCUGGGCAUCACCUGCGUGCAGUGCACCCCGCCGGAGCGAAACCAGCCCGUGUCCCCGACUGAACCGAAGCGGCGCGGGGCUGGCGGCGGGACCCCUCCCGGGCUAAUUGCAUGUAAUGUGUCCUUUUGUUUCUCGAAGGCCUACGCCCCGGAACGAGAGGAGCCGCUGCCGGCUCUGAAGAACCCCGCUUGCCUGGCGCCGCUGCCCGCUUACCUUUGCAACCCCGAGGCCAAUGAGCAAGAUAAAGACGACAAUCACUCGACAGCGGAGGAUUUAGAGCCCGGCAAAUCCUAUCAGGACCAAAGGAAUGUCUCGCAUGCAAGCCCUGCAAAUACCGACAGAGGCGAGGAGGCGCUCAGCAUGGACUUUAUGGGGACCCCACUGGUUGAAAAAGACAUAGAAAAUCUGGCAAGAGACGAGUUGCAAAAGCUGCUGCUGGAGCAAAUGGAGCUCAGGAAGAAGUUAGAACGGGAAUUCCAAAGUCUGAAAGAUAAUUUUCAGGAUCAGAUGAAGCGGGAGCUGGCGUACCGGGAAGAAAUGGUCCAGCAGCUACAGAUCGUCCGAGAUACCUUGUGUAACGAGCUGGACCAGGAGAGGAAAGCCCGCUACGCGAUCCAGCAGAAGUUGAAAGAGGCCCACGACGCGCUCCACCACUUCUCCUGCAAAAUGCUCACUCCUCGCCACUGCACGGGAAACUGCUCCUUCAAGCCGCCCUUGCUGCCCCAAUGAGCCAACCCCCCGCCCCCAUCCAGCCCCAAAGCCAUGCGACUUCGGUGUGUAAAUAGCCACGAGCCAUUGGUAAGGAGCCCCGUGUAAAUACCGGACUGCGGAGCUCUGGGGCGCAGCGUUUCUAGCAGUGUAAAUACAGCCGCCUGCGCAUCAGGGCAAGCCGGCCGCGAAAGUUUCAAUGGACCGAAAGCGAAUUCAAACCAAACACCCAAACAGACACGGCCCGCUGUGAAUCCGGAUCGAGGCACUGUGCGAACAGCCUUCUCCUUGCUCCGUGUCUGCCCCCAUCCAUGCCCCCUUGUCUGUCCACUUCUUGACCCCCCCCGUGUCUAGACUGGAAAAAAGUGGCUAUGUGCAAUGGAUAUAAAUGUACUGUGAUUUCUCUUGCUCCAGUAUUUGUUGCAUUUUUAUUUAUUGAUGCUGUAUAUUUAUUUCCCUUUGUCGAUGAUGGAUGUGACAGCACUUUAUAGGGCGGUUGGCGACUCACGGUAACACCCAAGGAAAGGAGAAAUUCAAACCAACGCCUCCCCCUUUCUGGGGGGGGGAACCUCUGUAAGCGACUUUUGUUCUUUAAUAAAAACCAACC
Pelodiscus sinensis (Chinese soft-shelled turtle) is the source of this 1564-nucleotide messenger RNA. The record is from RefSeq and is a predicted model, not a curated record. Lineage: Eukaryota; Metazoa; Chordata; Testudines; Trionychidae.